Molecule: messenger RNA, 1570 nt
Organism: Carassius carassius (crucian carp)
Lineage: Eukaryota; Metazoa; Chordata; Actinopteri; Cypriniformes; Cyprinidae
Product: ankyrin repeat and SOCS box protein 10-like
Exons: 5
Coding region: 210-1514 (434 amino acids)
Biological process (GO): intracellular signal transduction
Molecular function (GO): protein binding
Source: RefSeq, a predicted model, not a curated record
UUUACCUCUCAGAUCUGUAGCCUCGGGUUUCUGGAGCUUUCUUAAAGGUCAUGGCAGGCGGCCUUUAAAUAGCCUCUUUCAAAAACAGGCAACAGACUAAGCAAAUAUAUUCAGGGCAAUCAUCUGCAACACUGUGCCCAGUCUUAAGACUAACCUAGGCAAUCAGAGUCUAAGCUGGAUUCUCAUCUCCUCCUUGCUUUACUUCACACAUGGGGCCGAAGAUCACGUUUCGCAGACAAAAGAAAUAUCGCAGCGAUGUAAUUGCGAUGGCUCAGGCAUCAGGACUUAUCCUCCAGUUCUGGAAUGCACUUCUGGUCGGAGAUGACCUCACUGUUGUUAGCAUCAUUGAUGACCCAGAAUAUGCUUUUCUCUUAGAUGCCAUAUAUUACACCAGCAACAUAGAGGAGUGGAAGAACUUCAGGUUCAACUACAGAGCGCUAAGACUGUGGUCACUGACAUAUGAACAAGAGCUGACCACACCACUGCACAUCACUGCUGGCCGGGGUUUCACCGAAUGUUUGCAGCAUCUCCUCCUGAGGGGCGCUCGAGUGGACCUGACACCUGGGGGAACCACUGCCCUGCAUGAGGCCUGUGAGGAGUGCCAGCCCGACUGCGUCAAGCUGUUGCUGCAGUACAGAGCCAAUCCCAACGCAACCAAUGAAGACGGGCAGAUGCCACUGCAUGUGUGCACUGAACUCCAUUCAUUUGAGUGUGCCAAAAAUCUACUGGCAUUCGGUGCUUUGAUCAAUGGUCAAAGCUUGGAUGAUAACAACACACCCCUUCAUGUGGCGGCCCGCCAUGGCCUUCCUGAUCACGUGGAGCUCUACUUACAACACGGAGCUGCGCUUAACCUACAAAAUGACGAUGGAAACACACCGCUGAACACCGCCUGCUCCCAGCCACAGGACUGCACUUCUCUGGAGCGCUACAGUCGUGUUUGUCACAUGCUGGUGGCUGCUGGGGCAGACAUUCAUAUCAGUGACGCGGACAAGCAGACUCCACUACACAUGGCAUGUAAAAAUGCCAACCCUGACGUAGUGGAUCUACUGCUUCAGUAUAAAGCCUUGGUCAACGAAAUGGAUUAUGGAGGCGAUGCACCAAUGCAUAACAUCUUGAAGGUAGUAGCCUACAAGACGGACCAUGAGCCCGAGAGGAUCGUACAGGCACUUCUCAAUUAUGGAUCCAUCAGGGUGUGGCCUGGAGCUCUGCCCAAGGUGUUGAAAUAUUGCUGCACAUCUCCAAGAACAAUAGAAGUGCUAUUCAACACAUAUGACCGCCUCAAAAUCACUGAUGCCUGGGUAGAAGCUGUACCUCCUGAGGUGUUUAAGAAACACCAAGAAUUCUACAAAUCCCUGUUUGCACUGAUGCAAACUCCUCGAUCUCUACAGCAUUUGGCCCGCCACAGACUCCGAGUGUUCCUGGAAGGUCGCUUGCAUGAGGUGGUGCCUAAACUGGGUCUACCAACCUUUCUUAAAAAUUACCUAAUGCUGGCAUUCAGGGACUAUAUUCACUAAGAGAGACCACAAAUCUGACACUGUUCAACACACAUAUUAAGCAUGCAGUGACUGAG